UGUUGUGACAGGAGAGGCAGAAAACACCUUUGUUCUUAUCUGUUAAGUUCUUGUGGACAGCAAAACAUUAAAGUACUUACGGAGAGUAUUUUGUUUUAUAGCCGAGCGUUAGCUGUCGCCUCAAUUAGUCCCAGUGUUUCAUCUAUCAUUCAUUAUCAUACACAUUUUAAACGCAAGCAGCGUUGUGCUGACGUGGUUUUAAUCGUUCUACCCGGUGAAUUUGAAUAAAAUCAAUUAAACAAUUGUUAAAUAGUUUUAAAUGAUGUCCACAAUGAAUGUGUUAAUCUGCUGCCUUAUGCUGCUGGCCAUCACUCAAGUGCAAGGCUACAGUUUCACAUCGAAAGAAGUCAAAUGCCACGUAUGCAAGGCGACGGUGCAGGAGUUAGAGGAUGCCAUUGCCAAGGAGGAUGCCAACAAAAAGGUUGACGUAAGCGGCUUCCGACUGGAUGCCCAAGGCAAUUCCAUAAGCAAGCGCGUGCUUCUAAUCAAAUCCGAGAUGUAUUUGACGGAACUCAUGGAAAAGAUUUGUGAAAAAAUGGAUGAUUACCUCAAGGCGACCUACAAGAGCAAUGGCAAAUUUACAUUGCUCAAGAUGAUAGUCGAUGGCAAAAUGAAUCCAGAGUCGUCGCUCGUUGAUUUUGUGCAAGAUGGUGAUCUCAACAAGAGCCUGGGGCAUUUUUGUCUCGAGGUGCUCGAAGAUAACGAGGAGACUUUCCUGAAAGCAUUCCAAGCCGAAAACCUUGGCAGCGAUUUAGAUAUUAAAAUCUGUUCUGAGCAGGCCAAUUACUGCGAUGAGGCGCCUGUGCAGGACGAAUACGACUUCGAUGGCAAAGAGGAAUUGUGAUCCCUAUAACAAUUCCAUUUAAUUAACGAAUUUUUAUGAUCAUCAUUGUUAUAGAGUGCCUGCAACAGGCGCCAAUUUGUACUGACCUAACGAACGAAAUUUGUACAUUAUAAAUUUGAUAUGCGUCAAAUACAAGCGACUUAAAAUGACAAUAAAAUUGAGACGUGCAAUUCCACAGAAA
This is a messenger RNA of Drosophila grimshawi, 1025 nucleotides long. It is a transcript of the gene sel, whose product is annotated as protein seele. The coding region runs from base 260 to 844 and encodes 194 amino acids. NCBI's taxonomy places the organism in Eukaryota, Metazoa, Arthropoda, Insecta, Diptera, Drosophilidae. The transcript is spliced from 3 exons. The record is from RefSeq and is a predicted model, not a curated record. Gene Ontology annotation, cellular component: endoplasmic reticulum.